This is a messenger RNA of Pelodiscus sinensis (Chinese soft-shelled turtle), 923 nucleotides long. The record is from RefSeq and is a predicted model, not a curated record. Lineage: Eukaryota; Metazoa; Chordata; Testudines; Trionychidae.
UUGGGCGUCCCACAGACCUCGGGAGACAAUCAAUACCUGCCAGCAGAUGGGCUGCACCAUGGCAUGGCCCAGCCCAGCACAUGGGACCGCUUCUACAUGCAGCAGGCUACAGGUGGGACCCCGACCCACUUCAACUGGUUCUUUGACUACGCCGCUAUCUCUGGGCUCCUGCUUCCAGCUCUGCAGGAGUAUGGCUCACCCGAAUCCAACCUCAGCCCCAUGCGGGUGCUUGACGUAGGCUGUGGCACUUCAGAUCUGGGCCUGGGACUGUAUCGGGACUCUCCACACCCUGUCCACAUAUCUUGUGUGGAUGUGUCUCCUGUGGCCAUCAGGUCUCUGCAGUGGCUGCUCCAGGAGGUCCCCCCACCCCGACACUCCCUUUCCCAGCUUCAUCUGCAUGUGGCGGAUGCGACUAACCUUGAGGGGGGGAGCUUUGGGGAUGGUUCCUUCCAUGUGGUGCUGGACAAGGGCACCUGUGAUUCACUGUUGCGCUGCCCCCAGGGACCAGGCCAGGCUGGCCAGCUGGUGGCUGAGUGCCUGCGGGUGUUGUGCCCAGGGGGCAUCUUGCUGCAAUUCUCAGAUGAGGACCCAGAUGCCAGGAUCCCUUUCCUGGAACGGGUGGGAGGGGCUGGUGUGACAGUGCAGGAGGUCGGGCACAUUAAUGGCAUCUGCUACUUCAUCUACAAACUCAGCCAGCCAGUCCUGGAGUCACCAACCAAGGGACUGCUGAACUAGGAUGGCACAGGAGACCCUGUGUUAUUGGGCCAUGAAGACUGCACAAAGGGAGUGUAUGACUCAGGGACAGGAUGCAUUAGGAACUAGGGGGAUGGUGCCCUCAGCCAGCAGGCUGCCACAGCAGCAUGUACUCAGGUGGGGGUGCCCAAGCCAACAGGAGAAUUGUUAAUAAAGGAAUUAUCACCUUU